Suricata suricatta (meerkat) is the source of this 3260-nucleotide messenger RNA. It is a transcript of the gene L1TD1, whose product is annotated as LINE1 type transposase domain containing 1. Gene Ontology annotation, cellular component: ribonucleoprotein complex. Bases 1 to 2835 code for a protein of 944 amino acids. Gene Ontology annotation, molecular function: single-stranded RNA binding. Lineage: Eukaryota; Metazoa; Chordata; Mammalia; Carnivora; Herpestidae. The transcript is spliced from 3 exons. Gene Ontology annotation, biological process: retrotransposition. The record is from RefSeq and is a predicted model, not a curated record.
AUGAACAGCUUGCGUCUCCUCAAGCAAAGGUAUUUUUUGAGUUUUGGGGAGUCUAGCAGACCUGCAAGAACAAAAAUUACUCUUCAGGAAAAUAAAAAUAUUUCCACAAUGUCCCUUAUACAUUCAGAAAUUGCUAGACUUGCCAAGAAGCAGGACAAUAUUACUUCUAGGGAAAGAAUUCAGUUGAUAGAAACUGACCAGGAAAUGGCUCAGGCAUUAGAUUUAAGAUACAAAGAAAUGUCAGCAGUUAUGCUGAUGAAGUUUAAAGGCUUGAUGGAAAAUAUGGACUUUAUGAUUGAAGAGAUAAGAGACUCUCUUAAAAAUGAGCUAAAGGAAAUUUUAGGAGUAGCAAAUAAAAUACCUGAAGUGAAAAAUCCAAAUAACUCCAGUACCACAUUGGAAUGCCAACAAAGAAAAGAGUUAGCCACACAAAAAACAGAAAUGGUAGAGAAAACAGAAGGCGCAAACUCUAAACUUGGUGAGGAUAUUGAAAAUUUAACUUUUAAAAGAAAAGAAAUAAAUAAGCCAAGUAGCAAAUUAGAUAACGCUGAAGACUUCAGUACUAACCAAGGCAAGGAAUCGUUCUACGAGUCACAAAAUUGCACAGUCAAGGAAAGUAUGGAAGAAGCCAUAAGCAAUAUAGACAAUUGUGGAGACGGUAGUAUUCAUAGGGAAGUAACAAGAGAGAACAGAGAGACUGGAGAGGAUGACGUGGUCAAAGCAAAAAGAAAGGAAACAAUUGCUCAGAAUUUGAAAAAUAAAGUGAAAAGUCUAAAAACCUCCAGAGAAGAUGAAGGAGCAGUACUUACGUUGGCAGCUGACUUUUCAUCAGCAACAUUGGACAUCAGUAAGCAAUGGAGUAAUGUCUUCAACAUUCUGAGGGAAAACGAUUUUGAACCUAAACUUCUAUGUCAAGUUAAAUUAGCAAUUAAGUGUGAUGGUGAAGUAAGGACCUUUUCAGAUCUUCAAAGCCUCAGCAAUUUUACUAGCCAAAAACCCUUUAUGAGAGAAUUAUUGAAGGAUAUACUCCCACACAAUGAAACAAUAAGGAAAGGAGGAAGAAGAUACGGGAUUCAAGAAAAAGUGGGGAAAACUCUGCUAGAUUCAAAGCAUGGAGCUGGAGGAGAAGUUGGUAAUGGCUUGAGCUUUCUAUUUGUUAAAGAGGUAAAGGUUGCUGAGCCACAGGAGGUGAAGAACUUAGAGACUCCGGAGGAAGAAUCUUCAGAGUGGGAGACAAAAGAAUCCCCCAAGAAGGAAGAGGCCUCAGAGUCCUCAGAGCCUGAAGGGGAUGGAGAAGAGACCUCAGAGCUGGAAGGGGACAACAGAGAUGAGACCUCAGAGCUGGACGGGGAUGGAGACGAGACCUCCGAGCUGGAAGAGGAUGACGGAGAAGAGACCUCAGAGCUGGAAGGGGACGGAGACGAGACCUCAGAGCUGGACGGGGAUGGAGACGAGACCUCAGAGCUGGACGGGGACGGAGACGAGACCUCAGAGCUGGAUGAGGAAGAAGAGGCUUCAGGGCUGGAGGAGAGGGGAGAGGAGGAGGCUUCAGUGUUAUGUGAGAAUCUGGAUUCAACCUUCCAGUGUCAUUCUUUGGUAAACACGAAAUGUGGAGUGGAGGAAAAAACCAGCAAAGGCUUGGAGAUUGUUUUAGUUAAAGAUUCUGAACCAGAGGAGGAAGGAGGUUCAGAGUGGGAGGAAGGAGAGGACUCUGAAGUAGAAAAUGUAAAGCCUGCCUCCCCAAUUGAGAAAAAAGAGGCCUCAUACAGACCUAAAGAAACAGCCUGUACUUAUUUGGCUCCGAAGUUUGAGAAAGAAAAACUGGUGAAACAACAGAUGUUACAAAAAAUCCAGAAUAAAAAAGAAACUGUUAAACCUAGAAACCGAGGAGUUGGGGCAGUUUGUCCAACUCUCUCAAAAUCACUAGAGAGAAGUUCUAAUAAGCAGAAAAGGCAUUUAUGUACAAAAUCAGGUACUUCAUCAGGAAUCCCUAAAUUCUUAAGGAAAACCGAAAAAGAGAGACAGAAAACUCUACAAACAGAUGAACAAACAGCUAAAGAAAGAGACUUAAUGCAAGAAGCAGAAGAAAACUUUAGAAGAAGUGUAAUUAACAACUUCAGAGAGAUACAGGAGGAGGUUGCAAAUAUUAAAAAUUACAUUCCAGAUGUCUUGGAAAUAAGAAACUCAAUAGAUGUUCUCAAUAACAGAAUAAACAUACUUGAAGAGAGAAUGGACAAUCUAGAAGAUCGUAUUGAAGAAUUCUCUAAGGAUACAAUGCAAAUGGCCAAACAGAUAAUAAAUAGAGAAAGGUCAAGAGACAUAGAGGAUAGAUCCAGAAGCUCCAAUAUCCGUUUGAUAGGAAUUCCAGAAAAAGAUAAUAAAGAAAAUGGAGCAGAGGAAAUAAUGAAGGAACUCAUUGAAGAAAACUUUCCAGAACUAGAGGAUUCAAAUCUUGAGAUUGUUAGUGCUUACCGAAUACCUAGUAAGAUUGAUGAGAAGAGACUCACUCCUAGACACAUUUUGGUGAAAUUUGGGAAUUUCAGUGAUAAAGAAAAGAUCAUAAAGGCUUCCAGAAAGAGAAGAGAGAUAACCUAUAGAGGAACAAGAAUCAGAUUGACAGCAGACUUAUCAUUGGAUACUCUAGAUGCUAGAAGUAAGUGGAGCAGUAUCAUAAAAGUUCUGCAGGCAAAAGGCUUUACACCUAAAAUCCAAUACCCAGCCAAGUUGGCAUUUGAUUUUGAAGGUAAAACAAGGACAUUUUUUGAUACUGAAGAAUUUACGAAGUUUAUUUCUUGCAUACCUUCUCUGAAAGAAUUACUGGAGGAUCUAUGUUAGUAUUCUAGGAUGCCUAUAAAUACAUGCACACAAUAUAUAUCACAUUUCUGCCACAGCAAAAAUCAACAUGGAAAAGCCGGAAAUACAAGGCCACAUUUCUACCCAGGAGAAUGGACCUCAAACUGUAUUUGGGGAGUAGGGGAAAGGAAGGUUACUUUAUUGGCAUAGUUAUAGGGUGUUUUAAAAUUAAUGGUAAUCAUUGUACCUUACAUAGGAGUAGACUUCUAAACUGGGGAGAGGGAAGGAAUCUGUCCAUGUAACCAUAGACAGGAAGAGGGGGGUAAAAGUAAUAGAAGAGCACAGGAAAAAAAUGACAGGAUAAGUUAAAUAGGAAAAAGAUGGAAAAGUUUAACUUUUAUCAUGAGAAGGGUAUUCAAUUUUAUCAUCAUGAUGUCAAUCUUGAAUCUUUAUAUUAAAUGUUUUUC